Messenger RNA from Trematosphaeria pertusa, 1572 nucleotides. RefSeq lists its product as uncharacterized. Lineage: Eukaryota; Fungi; Ascomycota; Dothideomycetes; Pleosporales; Trematosphaeriaceae. The transcript has 4 exons. The record is from RefSeq and is a predicted model, not a curated record. The coding region runs from base 1 to 1209 and encodes 402 amino acids.
AUGAGACAGCAGGAUGAGCAGAGCGGCGGAGCCAGGGCCACGGACGGAACAGCGGGGGUUCAUGCUGGGAGCAGCGCAUCGCAGCGGCUUGAGCGGAAGCUGAGAGACGGGCUCAUGGCGCCUUAUGGCAUGGCACGCCAUGAAGCCGGCGGGGGCAUUGGCAAUGCCUGGAAGACGCUGGCCCGCGGCAGGCCGUUAUGGGCCCUCAUGCUGCCCUGCUGCAGUGGUUCUCGGGUCAGGCAGAGAAAUGCCGGCACUGGAAGCGGUCUUGCCGGCCGUAGCACCCGCCUGAAAGCCGUGAGCGGCGGCUGCCAGCCAGGCCAUGUUCGCGGUUCUGUGACGCAUGGGCAUGGAUGGGCUCAGAUUGGCCCGUCAGCUCAUGCAAAAGCGGUUUCAAGAGCUCUUAAGAGAGUACCUGGCCUAUAUGCGGCUGGCUAUCCCCGCCCGGAGGGCCCAGCGUCAGGAUCGCCCAGCCACAGGAAUGUUCCGAGGACGGGCAAUAUGACGCACGAGAGGGCACUGCAGGCGUGCGGACGUACGGAGGGAUGCGUGCAUGCUGCGGUGGCGAUGGGGGCGCGCCACGCAGGAACGCAGUCGUUCGCCGACCGCUUGCAUGCGCCGGGGCUGCAUCCAGAUGAGCAGCGACGUCGUGCCCUCCCCCAAGACUCACCACCCAGGCACGCGCGCACACCCACAGGCCUGCCUGGACGUGAGAUGGAGGUCACUCGCCGUUUGUCAUCGGAGACGCUCUCUAUUCGAGUCACGCUUCGCAAUUCGACCUGCCCAUUGCCCACGCGCCCACUAGCUGGCGUGGCAGAUACAUACGGCCGUCGCGCCGCUUCAGGUAAAGACGAUGGAGCUGGAGUCUGCCCGCCGCGCUCUCGCGCGCUGCUUUCUGCUUUCGACGCGGUGACUCCAAGCCGUAGUUGGCGCGCCUUCCUCCAGCUCGUCGUUCACACUCUGCUCGCCCAGCCAGCACAAGCCCCAUCGGCUCGGUUCGGUAGCGCCGCCGCGAUGUCCCACAUCGACUCCGCUACUGAUGGCGCGAGCGCGAGCGCGGGAUGUGGUCCUGUCAACGGCGUCCCGAAUGCGUCGCUAGGUAUCGCCACACAACGGCAGGCUGCAGGUGCCACCGGCGGCGAUGGGGGUGAUCGGCGAACGACCAGUACGAGGGAGGAAAAGCAAUGUUUCUGGUGGAGUCGACGUUGAAACGGAUCCGUAAACUGCAGCAAAGCCCCGAAACAAACGCCAGAUCGUGAAACGAGAGACUUAUUAGGAUCCGACCAAUGACCGCCAUGACCCGCCCCAGAAUCCGGGAAGCUGUCCGCAUCCCUCGAGAGGCCGGAUUCGCCACGGUGAGGCGGUCAGGUCUCGCUAUAUCAAGCAUGUGGUUAUUACGCCCAGAUAAACCUCCCUCGACCGAAGGCCAAGCCCAUGGAAAGAAGAUAUAAAAGAAGAGCAAUUAAAGAGGAGAGACGAAAGCGACGAAGGUGUGACCGACAUGACCAGGCAUUUUGACCCAAAAGAAGAACCGCAUAUGCCUCGUAUACUCCAUCGCCGGGACCCAUGGCC